UGAGUCUAAACACUUCUUGGCUAACAUCCAAAAAUAUAAUAAUUGCUUCCAAAUGACAUCGUUUGGUGCAACGCAUAUAGUACAAGACGGGUUCAUGCCUACUUUCAAGGUAGUAUACCAUAAUUGUUUUAGUGAAAUUCUAAUUUGUAUUUGUAUCACAAUUAAUUUAACCAGUUCUUAAACAAUUACAGAUACAAGGACAAAUUCAUCACCUACUGGGGGCAAUGCUGCCAGUGCCAGAUGCAGAUCAUAAAUUUUUGCAAAUUUAUUUUAUGGGCAAUCAAGAUGUGGAAGUUGAUACACGUUGUGGUCAUAAUCCAACCGUCAAGCGAAUCAUUGUCCAACAACUGCAAACAUUUCUUCACGAGAAUAAUGAAUUAGUGAAGAUGUUCAAAAUGGCACUGGAUCGGAUGCCAUCAGACAGCCAUAAUAUUGUAAUAAGAGCCGACAAAACACCUGCUGGAGAGCAUGCAAGGAGGUUUAAUUCACCGACAAUAGAUGAAGUGGCUAUUGUCGUUGUUGGAGAGAAUUUGCAAUCAAGAGAUAUUGUACUUCAUCGCCGGAACAAUGAAUUGAAACGUGUAUAUGAAACGCAUAGAGCUUAUGAUGCUUUACAAUACCCAUUAAUUUUCUGGCAGGGAGAAGAUGGGUACCAUUUUAAUAUCAAAAUGGUUAAUCCAACAACAGGUGCUGAUACACACAAAAAAGUCAGUGCCAUGAAUUAUUAUGCAUACAGACUCAUGAUCCGUGAAGGUGAAGUAAAUCACAUUUUGAUGUGUCAACGGCUCUUUCAUCAGUAUGCAGUGGACAUGUACGUCAAAAUUGAGACUGAAAGAUUGACAUACAUCCGUCUUAACCAACAGCAGCUUCGAUCUGAAGAGUACAUUCAUCUUCGCGAUGCAAUCAAUGCUGACGGCAAUGUAAAUAAUGUAGGAAGAAUGACAAUUUUACCGGCCACUUACAUCGGAAGCCCGCGCCACAUGCACGAGUACGCUCAAGAUGCGAUGUCUUAUGUUCGAAAGUAUGGCCGUCCAGACCUAUUUAUUACAUUCACCUGUAACCCACAAUGGAUUGAAAUAAAAAAAGAACUGCUACACAACCAAACACCACUUGAUAGGCAUGACAUCACAGCCAGAGUUUACAAGCAAAAAUUAAAAUCUUUAAUGAAUUUCAUUACAAAGCAUCGUGUGUAUGGCCAAGUACGUUGUUGGAUGUACUCUGUUGAGUGGCAAAAGUGUGGUUUGCCACAUUCUCAUAUAUUAGUCUGGUUGGUUGACAAAAUAAGGCCAGAAGAAAUUGAUUCCAUUAUUUCAGCCGAAAUUCCUGAUGAAACGGUUGACCCAAAAUUGCAUACGAUAGUAACUAAACACAUGAUACAUGGACCUUGCGGAGUUUUCAACAACAGCUCACCCUGUAUGAUCGACGGCAAGUGCUCCAAACGGUACCCGAGAAACUUGCUUGCUGAAACCAUCUCGGGAAUCGAUGGUUACCCAUUGUAUCGUCGGCGAUCAGUUGAGGACGGUGGACGAUCUGUAGAUGUCAAGAUAAAAGGACAAGAUUUUCAUGGAGACAAUAUUGUCCAAUACUUUUGA
Bactrocera neohumeralis is the source of this 1592-nucleotide messenger RNA. RefSeq lists its product as uncharacterized. NCBI's taxonomy places the organism in Eukaryota, Metazoa, Arthropoda, Insecta, Diptera, Tephritidae. The coding region runs from base 225 to 1592 and encodes 455 amino acids. The record is from RefSeq and is a predicted model, not a curated record. The transcript is spliced from 2 exons.